GAGCCGGUGACGGGAGUCAGGAGGAGGCCAAUGGCGCUGUACGGGGCUGCGGCCGCCGUGCUCUCCGGGCUAGAGGCGCACCAGGGCUCCCUCAAGAGCCUGGUCUAUAGCAGCCGCUUCCAGAACGUCCGGCAGCUGUACGCUCUGGUCUGCGAGACGCAGCGCUAUUCGGCUGUGCUGGACGCAGUGAUCGGCAGCGCCCGCCUCCUAGAGGCCGAGAAGAAGCUGAAGCCACACCUGGCCAAGGUCCUGGUAUACGAGCUGCUGCUGGGCCGGGGCUUACGGGGUGGAGGCCGAUGGAAGCCUGUGCUGUCUCGGCACAAGGCGAGGCUGCAGGCCGAGUUUGCCCGGCUCAAGGUGAAGCGGUGCGUGAGCCGCAACGAGGACCUCCUAGAGUCGACUCCUGGGGCCGUUCAGGAGGCGCGGCUCCCUCGCUUUGUGCGAGUGAACACACUCAAGACCAACCUCAGUGACACCAUUGAUUACUUGAAGCGCGAGGGCUACUCCUACCAGGGCCGUGCUUCUGGACCGGACGAGCUACGGGCCUUAGAGGGGAAACUUUUUUUUCUGGACUCACUGCUUCCAGAGCUACUUAUAUUCUCUUCAGGCACUGACCUCCAUAAGCACCCGCUGUACCAGGCUGGCCAUCUCAUCCUGCAAGACAAGGCAAGCUGCCUCCCAGCCAUGCUGCUUGCCCCGCCCCCUGGCUCCCACGUCAUCGAUGCGUGUGCUGCCCCAGGCAAUAAGACGAGCCACCUUGCUGCUCUGCUGAAAAACCAGGGGAAAAUCUUUGCUUUUGACUUGGAUGCUGGGCGGCUAGCCACCAUGGCCACACUGCUGACCAGGGCUGGAGUCUCUUGCUGUGAGAUAGCCAAUGAGGACUUUCUCUCUGUAUCUCCCUCUGACCCACGUUACUGCCGGGUCCAGUACAUCUUGCUGGACCCUUCUUGCAGCGGUUCCGGCAUGGCGUCAAGGCAGCUAGAGGAGCCUGGUGCAGGUACCCCCAGCCAGGCACGUUUACAUGCUCUGGCUGGGUUCCAGCGCCGUGCCCUGAGCCACGCGCUCUCCUUCCCGGCCCUGCAACGUGUCGUCUAUUCGACCUGCUCCGUGUGCCAGGAGGAGAAUGAAGAUGUGGUCCGAGAUAUCCUGGAGCAGAACGGGGGCGCCUUUAGGCUUGUGCAUGCGUUACCUCUGUGGCCCCAGAGAGGCCUUGGCACCUUCCCAGGUGCAGAACACUGCAUCCGGGCAUCUCCUGAAGCCACGCUCACGGGAGGCUUCUUUGUCGCUGUACUGGAACGGGCAGAUGGGAAAAGCUCAAGUCCAGAACCACAGUUGCUGGCUGGAGAACCUGUGCCCAGUGUGGCUCCCAAGAAAAAGAAACGGCGCCGGCAAAAUGCAUCCACUACGUGAACGCGGGCUGUGCGCCUCCCUCCUCUGCUCUGGGCUGGGUCUCCUUCGAAUUUGGGAGCAGCAGCAGGCAGUUAGAGCUUCUGUGGGACCAGCUCUUGCCUGAGCCCCAAGGGGCACUUCUCACUGCUCUGCUUCUUA
Messenger RNA from Vombatus ursinus (common wombat), 1548 nucleotides. It is a transcript of the gene NSUN5, whose product is annotated as NOP2/Sun RNA methyltransferase family member 5. The record is from RefSeq and is a predicted model, not a curated record. The transcript has 10 exons. Gene Ontology annotation, cellular component: nucleolus. Bases 31 to 1410 code for a protein of 459 amino acids. Gene Ontology annotation, biological process: rRNA base methylation. Gene Ontology annotation, molecular function: methyltransferase activity. Lineage: Eukaryota; Metazoa; Chordata; Mammalia; Diprotodontia; Vombatidae.